Messenger RNA from Olea europaea var. sylvestris, 1015 nucleotides. RefSeq lists its product as uncharacterized. Bases 162 to 758 code for a protein of 198 amino acids. Lineage: Eukaryota; Viridiplantae; Streptophyta; Magnoliopsida; Lamiales; Oleaceae. The transcript has a single exon. The record is from RefSeq and is a predicted model, not a curated record.
UACGGCGGGGCCCGCCACCACACAGUUCUCACACGUUUCUUUAUAUAUCCUUCACCGCCUCAACCGCUCAACGCAAUUUUCGCUAUUCAUUUACGACUCUUCUUCUCCACUCCCCAAUUCCCUCUUCAAUCCCCAGCAAUAUUCACCAAAAUUAAAAUCAAAUGGGUGCUUGUUUGUCUUCAAAAUCAAUUGAAUACCAAAACCCAUCUGCAAACGUCGUUCUAUUGAACGGAGAAUUGCGCCAAUUUCCAGUUCCUAUAACGGUUUUUCAGGUACUUCUCCAAUUGGAAAAUUCAUCUGCAGAUUCAUUCAUUUGCAACUCGGAUUGCUUGUAUUUUGACGAUUACAUACCGGCUUUGGCACCAGAAGACGCGCUCCAGGAAUCUCAGAUCUAUUUCGUGCUGCCCAGAACAAAACUUCACUAUCGUUUGAGUGCUUCCGACAUGGCUGCUCUAGCCGUGAAAGCCAGCGUCGCUCUUGACAAAAUUAACGCUGCCUCCGCCUCAAGCCACCGCCGGAAGAGGAAGGCCCGAAUAUCACCCGUUAUGGUGCUAGAUCAAAAUAUCGAGAAGAAGAGUUCUGUUAACAAUAACAAUACAAUGAAGCCCUCAACGUCGGCUCGAUUAGGGGUUUCUAGGUCUAGUUCUGUGAGAAAAUUGCAGAGAUACUCUUCUCGGCGGGCUAAAAUGGCGGCCCGAUCCUUCAGGAUUAGGCUUAGCACUAUUUAUGAGGGAUCUGUGGCUUAUGCUCCAUUUUAACUCAUUCGUUAAAUUACCUUUUUUUUUUUUUUUUUUUUUUUUUUUUUAAAUCUUAACUUGUGAAAAAGGACCAAAAAAAGGGAUUCUUUUGAAAAGAAACUCUGUAUGUGGCAUAGAGAAUACAAUCAAUUUAUGUAAAUUCGAUUUUUUCUGUUUCUGCAAUUAGUUACUGAGGAAUGAAGGGUUCAAAAACCAAAUGAGUCUGUUCAUCUAAACCUGCAAUUAGUUACUGAGGAAUGAAGAGUUCAAAAACCAAA